Messenger RNA from Eleginops maclovinus (Patagonian blennie), 7625 nucleotides. RefSeq names its product beta/gamma crystallin domain-containing protein 1-like. Gene Ontology annotation, molecular function: structural constituent of eye lens. The record is from RefSeq and is a predicted model, not a curated record. The coding region runs from base 25 to 7209 and encodes 2394 amino acids. Gene Ontology annotation, biological process: lens development in camera-type eye; visual perception. The transcript has 22 exons. NCBI's taxonomy places the organism in Eukaryota, Metazoa, Chordata, Actinopteri, Perciformes, Eleginopidae.
GAGUUUUUGUUCUAAACCAUAAUCAUGUUCACAACCUACAUAAAGAAUCUGAAUGAUAUGGUAUUUUCUACGUCUGAGAGCCCUGAGGAGCAGAGCACCGGGGUCUUGGGCCGUAUUGGGAGCUGGCUCUCUCCAUGGAAAGGAAAUGGUUCGAAGAGUCCCACUGGAAAUGCCUCCCCAACUAACGAUCAGGCUCCUAAGUCAGAGGGAGAAGAGGAGAGUGAGAAGCCUGUGAGACUCUGGGCAAAGAAUCAAGAGUGGGAGGAGGAGAAGGAACAGAGCUCCAAUCCCAAUCCACUCUUUCUCUCCAGAGACAUUUCUCCCUAUGAAGAACAGGACGCCACACAGUCUGCCCACAGAGACGGCUUUAUUGUAAGCAGCACUGAGACAGUAGAAGGAGGUUCAAAAAGGGAGGAGUUUUUUGAGUACAGGCAGGAGAGAAAAGGGCAGAGCAAGCAGAGGGAGGAGAGCAGCAACCGCUCUUCAGAGAGCGGGAAUCCUGAGAAAAAUGCCAGUCAUCUGACACAUCUCUCUUCCUCUUCUAAGCAGGGAGUGGUAUGGGACUCUGAUCGAGCCCACACCCAGCCACAGGCCCAUGCAGGCAGGAAGCUCCAUGUGUACCUGGAGGAGAUCAGCGUGACUCACAGCGGCAAAGACACCUGUGCUGGACAGGAAAUUAUCCGCACCGAAGUCACAAAAAAGAACUUAACGAUCCACCAAAAGGCACCGUCGUCACCAAGUUUUGAUUUGAACUUGAGUUCAACAAGUAAUGACAUCAAAAGGACAAAUGUGAGUCCUGCUAAAGGUGCACAUAGUUAUUACAGUGCCCUAGUGGGAGUGUCACUGAAAUCACCUAAAGACUCAGAAGCUGAAUCCGAAGAACAAACACAGGCCAACAGCAUGGGGCGUAAAAAUGCAGCCCGGAGGAAAUUAAGAAAGAAUUCUCAGGGGGAUGAAGGGAACACCCCCCAGGAAAAAAUGCCUCCCACUGCCCUCCCUGUCCCAGAGGGAAUCCUUACAUCAGAUAAGUCAUUGACCAGUCCUCAGGGCAAAAGUCCAGAGACUCACAUGGGAGAAUCAUCUGUAAAUUCCUCCUCCCAGCCAAACCCCACCCCUCAGGCUUCACCUGAAGGCACAAAGAGUGAGACUUCCUGCCCUGACGCUAUCAAGCAGUUGGACGACUUCCAGGACUCAAACUCAGUCAUUGCUGCCAGUCUGGCAUGUGUGUUGGAUAGGGGCUCAGACAUGGAGGACAACGACGACGACGUUGUUUUCAGAGUAGAAAGGAAGACAGAGACACCAGAGUCCAAACGCAGGAGUUUAAAGGUCUCUUGGAGUGAGGUGAAGUUUUUCACCAAAAAUGUGCCUCUGAAUCCUAAGAAAAGUCCAGAGGGAGGCACCCAGGAAAAGAGAAACAAAGAUGAAGCAAAGGAUAAGCCCAACACAGAGGUUGAUGGCAGACAACUCCAGCUGAAGAAAAUAGAUGAGGAGCCUAAGCCAGCCGCUGGCAGCAUUGCGAAUAAAAUCAACCUCUUCGAGAGCCCGGCAGCGAGGGUCAACAAACAGACCUUCCAGAGCCCGAGGAGUGCUGAUGUCUCCCCAGUUAGGAAAGCCACAGCGAAGCUGAAAGAUGAUUAUGUGUCGUUAGAGAAGAGGUCAAAAUCAGCUGAACCUCAAGUGAUGGCCAUGUCUGGUACUGCAUCACUCGUCAGGGAGAAGCCAAUGACAAUCAAGGAGCGAGCGAGGAACUUUACAGCGGCGUCUAAAUCUGCUGACAGGCCAGCUCAAAAGACAGCCAUGACAGGAAUGUCUCAAACAUCCUCGUCGUCUGUUGCAGUUGCUGCAUCAAAGGCCACCAAACUGGACAAUCAGGGUAAACUGGAUGCCAAGGAGCGAAUAGAUAAACAAAAGUCAGAGAUAACAUUAAAACCAGAUGGACAAGAUACCAAUGCUGUAGGUGUAAAAUUCACCAUUCCUAAAGAACAACUAACUGACUCUGACAUAAACAACACAGUGGCCUUAAAAACAGCAGAAAAGGCGAUGAAUGCUAACAGUUUAGAAACAGAUGAUCCAACUACAGAGACAUGUGAUUCUAAAGAACUGAAUAGCCUUUGCCUACAGCCCAAAGUCCCUAUCAGAACAGGCUCCAGAUCUAAAAGAAGAAAAGGUAGGGAAUCAAACAGUUCCAUCAGCCCAAAUGGUGAAAACAAACCAGAUAUCUCAUCAAGUAAGGCAGAGCUCACCGCUAAAAAACAGCAGGUGGAUGAUACAGGGGAGGCUGCCUCUGCCUCUAAGACACAGGAAGUGUCAUUAGCAUCUGAAAAAGCCAGUGGAAAUACAUCAGACAAACAGUCUCUGUCUGACACCAAAGGAAAAGCAUUUAAGAAGGAGAUAGUGGUGGUAGAGAAACAAAAGGAAAGGUUAGAUGUUCCAGUAACAAAUGAGAAUAUUAAUAAACUGGACAACAGACAGGAGGGAUUGCCUGAACCAUCUGUCAACAAAGAUGAACCUGAUACUGCUGCUGGUAGCAGUGGAACAAAGACACCUAUUGACAAGAGUCCCGCUAUUUUACCCCAAAAGCAGGAACAGGCAGGGGGAAACAGUCUCUCAUUCACUCAGAGGAAAGAAAACACCUCCAAGGACUGCAAAGAAACUUCAGCCUCCUCACACCCACCUGUGGUCGAACAACCUACUGAGAAGACUCGUUUGAAAAAGCAAGGGCCAUCUGUCGAACAUCCCAAAUUAGAAAAAGAAUUGCCAACACAAUCGGCAUCUAAAAGUGAAGGAAAAGUAAAGCAUCAGAAUAAGAAAUACCCUGGACAAAAACCACAACCCUUAAACAAGGAAACUGAACUAAUAAAUCAGGCUGAGAGUAAGGAUGUGGAGAAUUUAGAAAAGGUGGAAGGCGAAGAAAUGAAUCAGACUGAGAAGAAAAACAAAGAUAAGCCUCAGCAGCUCCUGCGUCCAGAUAAAAAUACCACAAAGGCCAAAGUUUCAGACGGCAGACAAUUUAUCUCUGGCACAGAGGAGAGUGCUGCAGUGGAUGAUGAAAGAAUAAAUGCUGAGAUAAAAGAGAAGAUACAGUCGUUAAAAGUCAUGAUAAAACCAGAAAUAAUAAAACCAGAACCGGCCGCUCAGUCCUCAGAGAGGACCAGUACAUUAUUAGACCUCCCUGCUCAAAAACAACAUGUCAUAAACACAGAGAAUACACAUCCAGAAAAACCUGCUGUUUGUGAUGUCACCCAGACUAAAGAGGUGGUGAGUGUGACAAAGAGUGAGAAACGGCCGUCAAAGGGGAAUCAGGCAACAUUUUUGCCCUCUGAAUUACAAAAGAAGUCUACAAAAAGUCCUGGAACAGAGACAGAGCCACAGCCUCAUUCUGUAUCUGUGGAAAAAACUGAAAAUCUACCGGAUGACUCAUGUCCACAUGGAGCUAAUGAUUCUGAGUUCUCCAGUUCCGAGUCUAUUACCAAAGCAACUACAGCAGCUGAGAAAUUGGCUAUAAAAGCCCGGGAUGGCACUCCAGCACUGAUAGCUGCACAGAAAGCGAAAAAAUCAUCUGUUAAAGAGCAUACUCCUAUUUCUGAAUCUAAAUCUGAGAGAAGCAAGGGAGCAGCUCAGGAUGAUGGGGAAAGCAAUUCAAAUGCCAUCUCAGUGCCUUCAGAAGUCAAAGUCUCAGGAGAUAUAAUAAAACCUGCUCGCCGCCAGCGUGAGGAUUUGAAAACUACAGAGAGCACAAGCGAUAUUACUUCAGUCAAGGGUGCAAAGAAAAUAGCACCCGGCCCCUCGGAUAGAGAGGCUUCCAGCUCCAUGGUUAAUGUGGCAGAGAACACAGCUGAGAAAACACUGCAUUCACAAAGCAAUGACGUUUUGCUUGUUGCUAAAGGAGAUUAUUCCCAUCAACUCAACACAGUCGAAAAGGAACUGGUCAAUAACAAACCAAGUCAACCUCCACAGGCUAAUAAGCCGACCCCAGAUACAACCCAGUCGUCAGCCAUGAAGAAGCUCCAUUUGCCACGGGGACUAAACAAAGACUAUGCUUCAGCACAGCAAGACGCCCCCUCUAGCUGGCUGGAUGUGGACUUCCCCAAACGGAAGCUUAAAGUCCCAGUGCCUAAACUUAGCUCAUCUGGUAGUGAGAGCAAUCUGCUGGACACUUCUGGUGAGCUAGAUGAUGAUGAUUUCAUUGAGAAAAUCAAGAACCUUUGCUCCCCGUUCUCUCUCCCGCCACGUAAACACAACAUACUACGGACCCCUCAGCCGCCAUUCGCCAUGCCUGCCAUCAGGGAGGACCGCCAUGAGAAGACUUUUGACCCCGAGGAGUUUAAGUUUGGUUUGAGGAAGAAGGAUCAGUUCAGUGUAGACACAACCCCAAGUUUGUUAUCCAGGCUGCAGAACAAGGACACAAAAUCUGGCCUUAAACCUGCCAGGGCCAGUUUGGUAGACAGGAGCAUGUUGCUCAGUAGCCUGGACACUCACUCUCGCCUCAAGGACCCAAAUGACAAAGAUGAGGAGGAUGUCAAGGAAGAGAAGGAGGACCAGGUUAAGGUGAAGUCUCGCUUGGAGGGCAGCUGUGUUCUCAGCAGCCUUUCCUCCUCCAUUUUCAGAGGAAAGAGGAAUGGUGCUCAAACGCAGGUAGAUGGCACCAGCUCUGGGGAUGUGUCACCAAGCGAAGCCCCCCAGCUAAGCCCUCCUUUAUCCCAGCCAAGUUCCACACCCUCACCUCCACUCAAAGUUACACUGGCCCCAAGCAACAGAGAGGAAGCCCAGGCUGUGGAGGCUGUGGUCGAUGACUCAGGCCCUCCACUUCCCUCCUUUAACGACGUCAAGCUGCCGGAUUAUUUAGAGAAGUACUUCCCCCAAGAACCAGCAAAACAAGGAAAGGAGCAAGUCAAACCCGAGGUUAUUGGAAAAAUGACAACCCCAGCCUCUGGAGAUGAAGCUGACCGGGCAGUGAAACCUCUUCAUGCUGUGCCUGCAUUUUCUCCGGGGAUUCCUCCAAUCACACCCCCUACUCUGCCGACAGCCCACACUGAGCCUAAACAGCCUCCGGCUCAGCCCCGGGGAACUCUUAGUAGAAAUAUAAGAACUGUCAAAGGAUUUCACAAGCGUCCUGGAAAGAUGGUGUUGUUUGAGAAAGCUGAGUUCAGUGGACAGGCCCAUGAGAUAUACAGGGAUGUAGCAGAUGCUACUUCUCUGCAGCUCUCACCUCUCGUCUCUGUAGUGGUUGUUAGAGGAUGCUGGGUUCUCUAUGAGAAGCCUGACUUCCAGGGACGCUGCUUCGCCUUGGAAGAGGGUGGCAUUGAAUUGACAAACAUGUGGGCUGAGCCUUCACCGGAGACAGAGCCACAGACCCUUCCGCCAAUGCUGAUUGGCUCCAUUCGACUGGCUGUCCGGGAUUACAGCCUGCCCCAUAUUGAUCUGUUUACUGAACCAGAGGGCCGCGGCAGAGUAACACCUUACCAUGAUGACACAAUAGAAACAGGCUCUUUUGGCAUCCCACUGAGCACUGCUUCCAUCCAAGUGCACUCUGGAGUGUGGCUGCUAUACAGUGACCCAGGCUUUCAGGGAAUGAGCGCUGUGCUGGAGACAGGAGUGUACCCGGUCCCGGAGACCUGGGGCUUCCCAUCACCCUUUGUUGGAUCUCUUAGACCACUUAAAAUGGGUGGUUUCAAAGUAGAGCAUCAAGAUGAAGUCAAGGCUGUGGUGUAUGAGAAGCCUGGCCUUGAGGGCUCCUGUUUGGCAAUUGACAGUGACGUUUUCAGCUUUUGUGAAAGCCAAGCAGACAUUGCUACGGAUGGAGCAAACUUGGACUCAACGCAACUGAAGUCUGUGGGUUCUCUAAAGAUCAUCGGAGGAUUCUGGGUGGGCUACAGCGAGCCUGGGUUUGAGGGCCAGCAGUACAUCUUGGAGGAGGGAGAGUACCUGGACUUCAGCGACUGGGGAGGCUCGGAGCAGCUCCUGUCACUGAGACCAAUACUGGCUGAUUUCAUGUCUCCACACCUCAAAAUGUUCAGUGACAGAGAUUUCGGUAAUCUGGGCGUCAACAUUGACCUUACAGUGCCUGUUAUUAACAUGGAGGACACGGGCUAUGGUGUGAAGACGCAGUCAGUUGAUGUCAUCAGUGGCGUCUGGGUUCUGUUUGAGGAGCUGGGCUUUUGUGGUGAGUGCUACGUCGUGGAAAAAGGCCUGUACGGAUGCCCGGAGGACUGGGGGGCGCUGAAACCCAGAGUUGCCUCAGCAAUGCCUGUCGUGGUGGAUGACUUUGAGAAUGCAGCCAAGUUUAAGGUGCAGCUUUUCUCUGACCCAGGUUUUGAAGGCUCUGUCAUCCCUCUGGAGAACAGCGUGGCCUCCCUGCAGGACGGCGUGUCUGUGGCCUCAUGUAAAGUCCUGGCUGGAAGCUGGCUGGCAUUUGAGGGCCAGGACUUCACUGGCAGGAUGUAUGUGUUGGAGGUGGGGAGCUACCCGGACCUGAGAGCGAUGGGCUGUGUCAGUGCGAGCUCCUCCAUCAUGUCACUACAGACGGUUGGAUUUGAGUUUUCCCUGCCAUCCAUCACUCUGUUUGAGCGGAGUGGGCUGUGGGGGAAGAGAGUGGUUCUGACGGAGGGAUCAGUCAACCUUCAGCUGGCUGGGGGCUGCAGCCGAGUCCAAUCUGUACUCGUGGAGGGAGGCAUGUGGAUUUUAUAUGAGGGAAUCAAUUAUCGUGGUCCUCAGAUCUUGCUGAAACCUGGUGAGGUGCCAGACUGGAGAAAGUUCAGCAGCUGGCAGAAAAUUGGAUCCCUUCGCCCUCUCACACAGAAGCGAGUGCACUUCCGUUUAAGGAACAGACACUCUGGGCUCAUGAUGUCAGUGACCGGCGAUUUGGAAGAGGUCAAACUGCUGCGGAUCCAGGAAACAGAGGAGACUGAUGGGUUCGAUCAGAUCUGGGUCUACCACGAUGGACAUCUCCACUGCAAGCUGCUGGAGGAGUGUUGCCUGGGUCCCAGUGGCAGUGUGACGAUGGCGGGAAGCCGUGUUGGUCUCAGCCCCGAUACAGAAAACCAUAUCCACCUCUGGAGCAUCACCCCUGAGGGCUUCAUCCGCUACACCCCUACCGCCGAUCUGGUGCUGGAGGUCAAAGGGGGACAACACUACGACAAAAACCAAGUGAUUUUAAAAACACUUGAUCCCAGUAGACCACAACAAAGGUGGGUUGUGGAGGUUAUAUGAACACAUAUGAUCUCCUGGACUGUUAUAUAUUCGUCAGAGGCUCCGUCAUGCAGCUACGAGAUGCUCGAAGACGAGGUACGUGUUCACCCUCUGCUGCACGAGGACUACACAAAUGUCCGAUGAGGAGGUCAACAAUGAGAGCUUUGGAUUCAUCCGUAAGAAUGUAUUACUACUCAGAGUCCGAACUUUAAAUAUUUUGUAUUUUACACCAAUUAUAUCCCAUAGCUUCUUUUUCUUUUCAUGGAAUAAAUCUGUUUGUCGGAUUUGAAUUAAAUUAAACAGUGUUAACAGUUUUCUACAUCUGUAUUCGAUGUCAUGUUAUAUAUGUGUGUAUAUAUAUAUAUGUAUAUCUAUAUAGCACUAUUUUCCAACUGCAUGCAAUAAGACAAAACCAAACAAUAAAUGUUCUCUUGCAA